ACUAUAAAGAGGAGGGGCCGUGAAAGAGAAACUGUAAGGCGAUUCUGUCUGUCCAGGCCAACGCCCAUUAAAGUUGGCAACGAAGCUCAGAAACAUUCUCCUAAAUCUCCACUCCAUUUAGUGUAACGGGUGCCGUGCAUCUCUGAAUCCUUCAGCAGUGUCCUUAUCUCUUCAUCUCUCCUCCAUCACAAUGGCAGCGUUGGGCAACCGUGGAACCGUAACUGAGGCAUCAGGCUUCAACCCAGAGGAAGAUGCCCAGAAACUUUACAAUGCUAUGAAAGGAAAUGGUACCAAUGAGGCGACUAUCAUCGAGAUCCUCGCCCAUCGCACUAUUGCACAAAGGCAGAAAAUCAAGGAGUCUUUCAAACAGAGCGUGGGAAAGGAACUGGUUGACUGCUUGAAGUCAGAGCUAUCUGGAAACUUUGAGCAGGUUGUGGUCGGCCUGAUGAUGCCUGCCCCAGUGUAUGACGCGUAUGAGCUGAGGAACGCCAUCAAGGGUGCAGGAACUGAGGAGGCAUGUCUCAUUGACAUCCUUGCCUCAAGAACCAAUGCUGAGGUGAAGGAAAUCAUUGCUACCUACAAGAAAGAAUAUGGCAAGAGUCUCGAUGAAGAUGUCUCUGGAGACACGUCUGGAAUGUUCCAGAGAGUUUUGGUGUCUUUACUCACGGCUGGCCGUGACCAGAGCACCAAGGUGGACGAGGCUCAGGCUGUUCAGGAUGCAAAGGACAUCUAUGAGGCAGGCGAAGCUCGCUGGGGAACAGAUGAGGUCAAGUUCCUAACUGUACUGUGUGUGAGGAACCGAAAUCAUUUACUCCGAGUGUUUCAGGAGUAUCAGAAGAUUUCUGGAAGGGACAUUGAGGACAGCAUAAAGAGAGAGAUGUCUGGCUGCCUGGAGGAUGUAUUUCUGGCAAUAGUGAAAUGCCUGAAAAACAAGCCAGCAUUUUUUGCUGAAAGGCUCUACAAGUCAAUGAAGGGUUUAGGCACCACAGAUAGCGUGGUGAUCAGAAUCAUGGUGGCUCGUGCCGAGAUCGAUAUGCUGGACAUCAAAGCAGAGUUCCUGAAGAUGUAUGGAAAGACCCUUCAUUCCUUUAUAAAGGGUGACACAUCGGGCGAUUACAGUAAGAUCCUGUUGGAGCUGUGCGGAGGAGAAAAAGAGCUCAAUCUUUCAUAUGAAACACUGCGUGUUCUCAUCUCUUCAUCUCAAGAAUCAAACCUCUCCUCCAUCACAAUGGCAGCGUUGGGCAACCGUGGAACCGUAACUGAGGCAUCAGGCUUCAACCCAGAGGAAGAUGCCCAGAAACUUUACAAAGCUAUGAAAGGAGCUGGAACCGAUGAGGCGACUAUCAUCGAGAUCCUCGGCCAUCGCACUAUUGCACAAAGGCAGAAAAUCAAGGAGUCUUUCAAGCUGAGCGUGGGAAAGGAACUGGUUGACUGCUUGAAGUCAGAGCUAUCUGGAAACUUUGAGCAGGUUGUGGUCGGCCUGAUGAUGCCUGCCCCAGUGUAUGACGCGUAUGAGCUGAGGAACGCCAUCAAGGGUGCAGGAACAGAGGAGGCAUGUCUCAUUGACAUCCUGGCCUCAAGAACCAAUGCUGAGGUGAAGGAAAUCAUUGCUACCUACAAGAAAGAAUAUGGCAAGAGUCUCGAGGACGAUGUCCGUGCAGACACGUCUGGAAUGUUCCAGAGAGUUUUGGUGUCUUUACUCACGGCUGGCCGUGACCAGAGCACCAAGGUGGACGAGGCUCAGGCUGUUCAGGAUGCAAAGGACAUCUAUGAGGCAGGCGAAGCUCGCUGGGGAACAGAUGAGGUCAAGUUCCUAACUGUACUGUGUGUGAGGAACCGAAAUCACUUACUCCGAGGUAUCUGUUCAUGCCAAAUAAUAACCGAAAUACUCCUUACCACUUCUGUGUUUGUUCUAGGAAGCAACUCUGUGGGAAAAUUAUCGUACAUGACAGUGUUUCCCAAUGUUUUUCCAGUGGAGUAUCAGAAGAUUUCUGGAAGGGACAUUGAGGACAGCAUAAAGAGAGAGAUGUCUGGCUGCCUGGAGGAUGUAUUUCUGGCAAUAGUGAAAUGCCUGAAAAACAAGCCAGCAUUUUUUGCUGAAAGGCUCUACAAGUCAAUGAAGGGUUUAGGCACCACAGAUAGCGUGCUGAUCAGAAUCAUGGUGGCUCGUGCCGAGAUCGAUAUGCUGGACAUCAAAGCAGAGUUCCUGAAGAUGUAUGGAAAGACCCUUCAUUCCUUUAUAAAGGGUGACACAUCGGGCGAUUACAGUAAGAUCCUGUUGGAGCUGUGCGGAGGAGAAAAGUAACUCGUUCACCGUGUUCAUUAGCGUGAAACGCUGUCUCUCACACCAAGUCUACUGCAUUUCAAACACAUUCUCUGUUUGUAAUACCCAUUAAAACCAAACAGUGUUGUUUUAAACGAGACUCAUGUUUUAUUUUGAUUUGUGUUUAUAGCCUUGGAAUUUAUGGGAGUCCUUCAUAGAUUGGUGUGUGUUUCAAAUGAAUAAAAGGAGAAAAGAACAGCCUGCAUUGACUGU
Molecule: messenger RNA, 2536 nt
Organism: Carassius auratus (goldfish)
Lineage: Eukaryota; Metazoa; Chordata; Actinopteri; Cypriniformes; Cyprinidae
Gene: anxa4
Product: annexin A4
Exons: 26
Coding region: 191-2305 (704 amino acids)
Cellular component (GO): vesicle membrane; nucleus; plasma membrane
Molecular function (GO): phosphatidylserine binding; calcium-dependent phospholipid binding; calcium ion binding
Source: RefSeq, a predicted model, not a curated record